This is a messenger RNA of Acipenser ruthenus (sterlet), 2087 nucleotides long. RefSeq names its product calcineurin B homologous protein 3-like. Gene Ontology annotation, molecular function: calcium ion binding. The record is from RefSeq and is a predicted model, not a curated record. Lineage: Eukaryota; Metazoa; Chordata; Actinopteri; Acipenseriformes; Acipenseridae. The transcript has 8 exons. The coding region runs from base 309 to 959 and encodes 216 amino acids.
UUAGUAGUAGUAGUAUACAAACUACAAAGACCAUACUGUUCCCAAAUGACAGAGAGCUUUAGGGCCCUGGGGAAGCCGUCCUAAAUAAUUCACGCCUCCUCCAGUACUGAAAUUACAAGAGAGGGGAAGCGACUUUCACCUCCUGCAACACAUACACUAGAGUACCAGCGCUCUUCGACGAUAGCUCUUUAAAUGAUUUUAUAACUCCGCAAAGUAAACGCAGGUGGCAUUAUUUUCAAUUAUUCAAGAGCAAUCAAACUAACAAACGAUAACACAUAUUUCUGAAGACGUUUGCUGUAUAGGUAGUGAUGGGAGCGUUUCAUUCUAGACCCGAUGAAAAUGACAUACGCCACCUCGCCGACAAGACGGGCUUCUCGGUGGAGCAAGUGGAGAUUCUGCACAGAAGAUUUAAGCAGCUGAGCAGGGACGAGGACACUCUCCAACGAGAGCACCUUUACGGCAUACCUGAUCUGGAGUGCAACCCCAUCCGAACCCAAAUCGUCGCUGCUUUCUUUGACAAACGGAACUUCGAUAAGGAUUCCCCGCAGGGCACUGUGCAGGAGAUCGGCUUCGAGCAGUUCCUGACCGUCAUGUCACACUUCAGACCGCUGAAGCUCCGCAUGACCGAGGAACAGAGGGAGCAACUGAGACUGGAGAAACUGCAGUUCCUCUUUAACAUGUACGACUUGGACAACGACGGAAAGAUCAGCCUGGAAGAAUACAGACACGUUGUUUAUGAGCUCUUGUCCCAAAACCCCCAAAUAGGAAAUGAAUCUGCAGCCAUUGCAGAUGCUGCUAUGUUAGAAGCUGCAACAAUCUGCAUGGGACAAAUGGAGCCAGACCAAGUCUAUGAAGGAAUUACCUUUCAGGACUUUCUAAAGAUGUGGACUGGCAUCGACAUUGAGACCAAGAUGCACGUUCGCUUUUUAAAAAUGGACAACACCACCCUGUGCAAAUGAUGAACACGAUGAACCUUCAGGUUUCAAAUUGGAAGUGCAUUGGGGGUAAUCUACAGGGACAUGAAUGUGUCUGUCUGCUUUUUUUCUUGAAGACUAUGGGCUGAUGGUGUUGGUCAAGGGUACAGUAGGUUUCCUUAGGUUCUUAAUGUAAUGGGUCAUUGCUGUUGAAUUACAUGUUUAUAUUUGUACUGGACUGCAGGUCAAACCAAAGCCUGUCAAACUCAGUAGGGGCGCUGUCUCCCUCAGGUAACCGCAGGCUUUGAUAAGCUUUCUACUUACAAUUAGCACACUGCCACACAGGCUUUUCCUGCACAGUACUCUCCUUCCUUUGUGAAAAAUCUGUCUGCAUCAACAAGUUCUUUUUGUCUGGAGCGAAUCCAACAAACGCUUUUGAGAGCUGCGGCAUGGAAUUCCUUGCAAGGUUGGGAAAGGGCACACAAAGCACUUCAAAGAGAGAUUCUGGGAAGAAGUGAACCAUAUGCGAGUAGAAACAGCCGAGUAUUCUCCCACCCCUCCACUCCAAUAAUACCUUGUUCCCACGCUACGCAUGCAGUAGAACUGUGUCAAAAGCAUUACUUGGUGGCCUCUUGGACAUGGAUUAACCGUGUAGCUCCCCGAAGUAGGACGACAGUUUAAAAUCCAAUGCUAUGAACAUCUGUUCCCACAGAUGCAAUGUAAUUGAAAAUGUCGACAGGACAAGAUAACUUGCCUGUUCUUAUUUAUCACUACUCCUCUGAAUUGCCAGGGACCCACUGAAAAUGUUUGCAGUAAAGUGACUACAUCUCUUCUCUUACUUCUUGUAGCUGUCAGUCUUAGUCCCUAGGCGACACUGACCUCUAGUGGCUCAAUACAAGAACAGGAACUGCCAUUGGGUAACUUUUUUGCUUUCGGUUUACACUUUUCCCUUGCUAUAAGGAAAUCAGCUUGCUUUCCACUGAUCAAACCUUACGGGACUUGUUUUCUGACACUGUCAAUGUUUAUUUUAACACUCUUUAAUAUCUAAUUUUUUUGUAUUUAUUUUUUUAAUUUGAAUGUACAGAAUCAACUGACAUGAUAGAUAGAUAGAUAGAUAGAUAGAUAGACAGAUAGAUAGAUAGAUAGAUAGAUAGAUAUCAUAGUUAGGGCCCU